AUGAAGUCGUCCAGGUCAGAUUCGUCCUCCGACUCCGAGCUAGAGUUGGACGAGACGUUUGUCUCCGUUAGUUUGGCGAUUUUGGAGCGCUCAUCGAUCGCCAGUUGGUCGGAAUCCUCUGAUUCUGUUGGACUUCUGCUCCGUUUCAGACUCGGCUCGCCGGUGACAAGCGGAACAGGAAGAUCGCUGCCGUUGGAAGCUGAAAGCGACAUGUUUGUUAUUUAA
Molecule: messenger RNA, 225 nt
Organism: Ogataea philodendri
Lineage: Eukaryota; Fungi; Ascomycota; Pichiomycetes; Pichiales; Pichiaceae
Exons: 1
Coding region: 1-225 (74 amino acids)
Source: RefSeq, a predicted model, not a curated record